GUUAAGCAAGAGCUUAGCGCACGAUGAGGCCAAUCAAAUACAUCCAUGGAUGAAUUUUAGUAGACAUCGCGCGCUAAGGUUCGGAUGUCGUGACAUUGUCGUCUUUAUCUUUCAAUAUAAGUGCCUGGUUUUAAAGUACCCGGUACCUAGGUAGGUUGCAUCCGACGGUACUGUGGCUUUAAUUGAUAAGGAUCGAUGAUUAGUUAAUCUUAAUUUAUGUAUGCCGACCUUCCGAUCUGUCUCUCUACCCGAACCGGAUCUUGAACCCGAACAUCGUCAUAUGCACUGAGGCUACCUGGGUUGGUAGGACUCAAUCGAUCACUUCUGUUAACGGGUAACACUUGGACGUUACCUACGAUUAACCUCACUGUGGUUUUGAUUUAAACGCAAAUUAGCGCAUCUUGUUGAUCAUCGCUCAUCAGCCUUACCAGCCCUAUCGGCGCCUAUUAGUACAAUACCACAUCCUGCAUACCUAGGUGUCAGAUUGUGCGCACAUAUAUACAACGUGUGGCAUAUACAUACGAGGCGUAACUUAAACCAAAAUGAGUAGGCGAGAGCUUACUCCUGUCCUUUUCCUUGAUGGGGGGUUGGGCACAUCUCUGGAGGACAACUAUGGUGUCAAAUUUGGCAAGCAUACUCCUUUAUGGUCAUCACACCUCCUUGUGGAUGACCCCGACACUCUUCGCACGUGUCAGAGGGACUUUGGGAACGUCCCCGUUGAUAUCUUGUCUACGGCGACAUAUCAAGUAUCUGCAGAGGGCUUUGCGCGAACCAAGACCUCGGACCACCCACAUGGCAUCAGUCGCUCUGAAAUCCUGCCAUUUCUCAACCUUGCUAUUUCUAUUGCCGAGGAGGUCAAGGCCCCUGAAGCUCGCGUUGCCUUAAGCCUCGGGUCGUAUGGAUCCUGCAUGGUUCCAAGUCAAGAGUAUAGCGGUAAAUACGACGGCGAACAUGACUCGAUAGAACAACUUUGUGACUGGCACCGGGAUCGCAUUGGCCUAUUCAAUCAGAUCGACCGUCUUGAAUCUCGCGUCGGCUUCGUUGCGUUCGAAACUGUUCCAAAAUUGAUUGAAAUCAAAGCCAUUCGGAAGCUUUUCACCCAUGCUCCAUCAUCUAGCUCAAAUGCACGCCCCAUUCUCCACGGGAGUCUUCCAUUUUGGAUCUCUUGCGUGUUUCCCAACGAUGAUUAUACUCUUCCUGAUGGCAGCGAUAUCGAUCAAGUGGUCGACGCAAUGUUGGAUCCAGAUGCUUCGGACGUUUUCCCGUGGGGAAUCGGUAUCAAUUGCACAAAAAUAAACAAACUGCCUGAACUAGUUCGCAUGUAUUCAACUGCUGUUUCUAGGUUGGCAAAAGCCGGUCGGCUUACGGCACAGCCCAGUUUGGUUCUUUACCCAGAUGGGACGAACGGCGAAGUCUACGAUACGACAACAAUGACUUGGCAUGCGCCGAAUAACCAACAGAAAUCCAUGGUGAGUCUCAUUAUAAAAGGUAUUGUUAUUAUCUUAUCGAACAGGGAGGCUGAAUGUGUAGCAGACUUCAUGGGAGCAUCAACUUGCUGACGUGGUUACGCUCGCUCAAAGCCAUAAUUGCUGGAGUUCGAUUGUGGUUGGUGGGUGCUGUAAAGCAACCCAUACCGAUAUCGCCAAGCUACGCGCCACUUUUUCGUAACAUAUCAUUAAAUUUCUUAAAGAGGUUCCACAGCGAUCAUGUUCCUCACCAUUCGGCUGGGUUCCGUUAUGCGCAAUCAACUACGAAAUAUUAAAAAUAAAGAUAUCUCGGUGGGCAGAACAGGGCGAUAAACAACAUUACUGUGUAGUCACGCACAGUAUAUCGCUACAUGCUACAUAGCACGAAAAUUCUUCAAGCAACCCAUGAACUGAUGGAUACAUGGGUGGGUAGGUAAAUAUUUACCUUUUAGGUACUUAGAGAAUCCUUCAAGAGGACAAGACUCCGACAAGACCGUUGUAAUGUUACAUGGAAUAAUCACAAGUAACCAAAAUUCAUAACUCCACCAUCCAAG
Hypoxylon fragiforme is the source of this 2020-nucleotide messenger RNA. RefSeq names its product Homocysteine S-methyltransferase. The record is from RefSeq and is a predicted model, not a curated record. The transcript has 2 exons. Gene Ontology annotation, biological process: S-methylmethionine cycle. Bases 543 to 1559 code for a protein of 338 amino acids. Gene Ontology annotation, molecular function: S-adenosylmethionine-homocysteine S-methyltransferase activity. NCBI's taxonomy places the organism in Eukaryota, Fungi, Ascomycota, Sordariomycetes, Xylariales, Hypoxylaceae.